CCUAUAUCAGCAGGGAUCCAAGGGCAGCACUGGCAGAGUGUGACCGUGAAGUCCCCGGGCCCCUCACCCACCCUCUCCAGCCAUGGAUGACGUUUACAAGGCAGCAGUUGAGCAGCUGACAGAAGAGCAAAAAAAUGAGUUCAGGGCUGCCUUCGACAUCUUCGUGCUGGGGGCAGAGGAUGGCUGCAUCAGCACCAAGGAGCUGGGGAAGGUGAUGCGAAUGCUGGGGCAGAACCCAACCCCCGAGGAGCUGCAGGAGAUGAUAGACGAGGUGGAUGAGGAUGGCAGUGGCACUGUAGACUUUGAUGAGUUCCUCGUUAUGAUGGUCCGGUGUAUGAAAGAUGACAGCAAAGGAAAAACUGAAGAGGAGCUCUCAGAUCUCUUCAGGAUGUUUGAUAAAAAUGCUGAUGGCUACAUCGACCUGGAGGAGCUAAAGAUCAUGCUGCAGGCAACAGGAGAGACCAUCACUGAGGAUGACAUUGAAGAACUGAUGAAAGAUGGAGAUAAAAACAACGAUGGGAGGAUUGACUAUGAUGAGUUCCUGGAGUUUAUGAAGGGAGUUGAAUAAACCUGAGGACAGAUCAACAACUCGAAUUUCCUAAACCCCUCCAGCUCUGCUUCUCAUCUCCUU
Calypte anna (Anna's hummingbird) is the source of this 631-nucleotide messenger RNA. It is a transcript of the gene TNNC1, whose product is annotated as troponin C1, slow skeletal and cardiac type. The transcript has 6 exons. The record is from RefSeq and is a predicted model, not a curated record. Bases 83 to 568 code for a protein of 161 amino acids. Lineage: Eukaryota; Metazoa; Chordata; Aves; Apodiformes; Trochilidae. Gene Ontology annotation, molecular function: calcium ion binding. Gene Ontology annotation, cellular component: myosin II complex.